Sinocyclocheilus anshuiensis is the source of this 641-nucleotide messenger RNA. RefSeq names its product bone morphogenetic protein receptor type-1B-like. The transcript has 2 exons. NCBI's taxonomy places the organism in Eukaryota, Metazoa, Chordata, Actinopteri, Cypriniformes, Cyprinidae. Bases 217 to 519 code for a protein of 100 amino acids. Gene Ontology annotation, molecular function: ATP binding; transmembrane receptor protein serine/threonine kinase activity. Gene Ontology annotation, biological process: protein phosphorylation. The record is from RefSeq and is a predicted model, not a curated record. Gene Ontology annotation, cellular component: membrane.
AAUACUUUUAUUCAGCACGAAUGCAUUAAAUGGAUCAAAAUGGUCAGUAAUCGACAUUUGCAUUGAUUCUAAAAUUUAUAUAUUUUUAAAAAUACUGAUUCUUUGGAACUUUCUGUUCAUCAUAGAAUUUAAAAAAAAAAUGUAAAUAUAAUAAAUUUGCCGAAAUAAUAAACCGACCAGGCCUGCUGAUUGAGCCCAGGUUAACCUAAUGCCUUAAUGAUGGACGUGUUUUCUCUUCAUGUCUUUACAGAACCACCAGAUCCUCACUGGCUGGCCUUCCUCAUUUCAGUGACUGUGUGCUUCUGCACCCUCAUCUGUGUCACUGUCAUCUGUUAUUACAGGUAUAAGUGGCAGACAGAGAGGCAACGCUACCACAGAGACCUGGAGCAGAACGAGGCCUUUAUCCCAGCUGGAGAAUCUCUGAAAGAUCUCAUCAACCUUUCUCAAACCUCAGGCAGUGGUUCCGGGCUCCCCCUGCUGGUGAGAAAUCAAGAAAUGCAGACUGUAGGUUCUUUGUAGGCUCAUUUUUUUAUUCACCGUGUUCCUGCUAAUUUUUACAGGUGCAGCGCACCAUUGCGAAGCAGAUCCAGACAGUGCGUCUUAUUGGAAAAGGCAGGUAUGGCGAGGUGUGGCUUGGCCGG